AUGGCAAGCAGUGAAAGGAAAUCACUGAAGAAAAAACUGGAGGAGAUAAUCCACUACAGCACUGUGGGAUUUGUUCUGUCUGUGGCACAGGAGUUAGGGAUCUUGGAGCUUCUUGUCCUGACAGAUCAGCCGAUGACGUCACAGGAAGUGGCAAACAGAAAGGAACUCAAAGAAAGAUACACUCGUGAGCUCUUGAACUGUUUGGUGUGUGCACAGAUUGUUGAUGUCGAGUGCCAUGGCAACGAGCACUAUUACAACAUAGAUCGUGAGAAAGGGUCUAUUCUCCUAGAUGACAGUUUACCUUUCAUGGGAAGUGUAACGUCUUCAUACAUGCGCUAUGGCUCGAUAAAAAAAUGCAUACAAAAGGAUGGACCAUAUGGAUUGCCCUAUACCCAGAAUUUGCCAUCAGUGUUAGCUCUAAACAAGCUCAGCACACUCAGGUACAACACUGAGGUCGACAUUAUCCUACAGAACACACCUGGGCUGAUGGACGAACUAGAGGCAGGCAUCAACGUGAUCGAGAUAGGUUGUGGGAUGGGGGCGUUCAUUUCACGUCUGGCCAAGCGUUUUCCCGCUAGUACAUUUACAGGGUUCGAUUACUCCAGCUUCUGUUUGGAAAAAGGGAGAGAGGCGAUAUCAGCCAUGAACCUUCCAAAUUUAACCAUGAUCCAACUUGAUGUUUUUGAUAUACCUGAAGAGAUGUACGCCAAAUAUGACUUCGCUUUAACCAACGAGGUCAUCCAUUGUCUGCCUGACCCAACCCUGGGUCUGACCAAUAUCCGGAAACUGCUGCGACCCGGAUGUUAUUACGUCAUGACUGAAGUCGGCCCGGAAGAUGACGUUAUGUUAAACAAAAACACCCUGGGUGCAGGUCCACUCUACUGCAUCAGUGCCUUCCACUGCGUCCCCCAGACGUACCUGGACGAGAAGUCCACGACACACGGCGUAUUUUUGGGCAAGGAUACAGCCAUUCAAUAUGCCAAGGACACAGGUUUCAAUGUUGUCAGUUCUCAUCUACACUCCGAGUUGUUUGUCGUCUAUGUGCUCCAAGUUAUUUAA
Messenger RNA from Physella acuta, 1059 nucleotides. Its product is annotated as S-adenosylmethionine-dependent methyltransferase Rv2258c-like. Gene Ontology annotation, molecular function: protein dimerization activity. Lineage: Eukaryota; Metazoa; Mollusca; Gastropoda; Physidae. The record is from RefSeq and is a predicted model, not a curated record.